AUGUCCGGACGUUAUUUAAAUUUAAAACGUUUAAAAUUUUUUAGUAAUAUUUUAUUUAUUGCCAUUGCAUUGACAUUAUUUAUAUUAAAUAUAAUUAAAUAUGCCAAUAGUUAUCUUAAACGAGAUAAUUAUAAUAUAAUUGAAGAUAUCAAUGGAGAUUUUUAUAUUGUUAAAGAAAUCUAUACAAAUGAAACAAUAUGGAAUUCGAAUUGUUCGUCUAAAUAUUCAAAAUCAUAUGCUGAAAAUAUUUUUCAAUGGUUUAUUGCAUCAAAAACAAGUCAAAAUCAAGUAUUUCAUGUAUUUUAUUGGUUUAUGAUUAUAAUUUCAUUAAUUAUUUCAAUUACUCCAUCAAGUGUAUAUGUAGGAAAAUAUUUAAAAUCAGAUAAUUACAAUAUUACUGAACGAUAUUGUUUAAUGAGUAUUAUACUUUUUAUUCGAACAUUUUUUAGUAUAACAAUAUUUGUUUUUCCAAGUUAUUAUAUGUAUACAUUUGAUUUUACUAGUGAAUUAUGUUUAGAUGAAUAUCCAACAA
This is a messenger RNA of Rotaria sp. Silwood2, 532 nucleotides long. The record is from the annotation of a GenBank genome assembly. Lineage: Eukaryota; Metazoa; Rotifera; Eurotatoria; Philodinida; Philodinidae.